Dibothriocephalus latus is the source of this 246-nucleotide messenger RNA. NCBI's taxonomy places the organism in Eukaryota, Metazoa, Platyhelminthes, Cestoda, Diphyllobothriidea, Diphyllobothriidae. The record is from the annotation of a GenBank genome assembly.
AUGAAGCUCGGAUCGUGCAUACAUGAACGCAAGUUGGCCGCACGACGAGGCGACGAAGUAUCACAAGUUGCAGCUCACAUCUAUGAAACAGGCCAUGAGCUCAACUUCGCGGCCGUCAAGGUACUUUCCCACGUCGGAAACAAGACGAACAGGGAGUGGAUUGAAGCCUGGUCCACGGACGGGAAUUCAGUCAAAAGAUGUGUCGAAUUGGCGCCGGUGUACAGAGCCUUGCGGGAUUACUUAUAG